GUGAAGGAGGUCAGGGUCAAAGCCUUUCCAGAGAAGCUCCGCGCCGUGAAGAUUACCGAGCGCCAGGUGGAUGAGAAAGGAGAGAAAGGCCAGAAAAAGUUGGACUCGCUCGCAAUGUUCCGGAAAGAGGUCGAGCUUCUAAGAUCCUUGAAGCAUACGAACAUCGUGCGGGUCUGGGAUGUCUAUGAAACAUCCCAUUAUCUCUACGUAGUCAUGGAUCUAUGCCGUGGCGGUGAAUUGUUUGAGAUGAUCAACGAGAUGGAUCGCCUUUCUGAGAGUGACACCGCAGUCAUUGCAAAGCAAUUGCUGGGUGGCAUCGACUACAUGCACAGCAAGGGGGUCAUGCAUCGGGAUAUCAAAGCAGAAAAUGUGUUACUAACCGAGUGGUCAACCACGGCAGUCGUGAAAAUCAUCGACUUCGGGAUCGCUGCGAGGUUUCAGCGCGGAGAGAUGUUCGACAAGAUCUCUGGCUCGCCGCAAUACAUGGCGCCGGAGCUUGUCGGGCAGCGCUACGACUACCGCGUAGAUAUGUGGGCUUUCGGUGUCUUGGUGUACUUCGCCCUCUACGGGCGCUAUCCCUUUGAUGGCAACAACGUCCGAGAGAUUUUACUCACAGUCCUUCAUGGAACCAUUGAAUGGGACAGUGACGUGCCUAUCGAUUCAAAGACCAUUGCCUUCCUCAAGGGGUGCCUAAACAGGAAGCCUCGAAAGAGAACAACGGCAAAGGUUGCCAUGAGCCAUCCUUGGAUCAUGGCUGCUAAGAAGCCUGACGCGGAGAAGCACAGGGAGCCCACUGAGAUCAAUCUCACGAGUGACAUCCUGAACGCGGAUCCAAAGGCCAACAACCAAGGUGACAAAAAAGGGACGCCCGAAAAACCAGCCACCGGCGGCAAGGACGAUAGUGGCGUCAAGAGGAGCGCUCGCGUGCAGCAGGAUGAACAAGCAGCGGCUGCCGCGAUCCAGGACGCCGCUGGCUCCGAAGAACUCCCGCAGGAAGGCCAAGUGGAGUUCAUGCUGGACAGCAAUCAGGCGCUAGAGCUGCAGGGCAUGUACUCCGAUUGGAAGCGACAGACGUCUACGGACAGUACAGCUUCAUCGGCAUCUCAGAUGUACCCAAUGCCCAACGAGAUGGCAGAGGAGGACGAGGACGAGGACGUCAGACAGAUGAAGGCCGAGUUGGAGGGCCUCAACAACAUGGAUUCUCCGGAAGCAGUAGGCUUGCCCCCCAUUUCGCCGCUUCGCAUAGGUGAAGGACCGCGCGCAGGCGGGGGAGCGGGUAACAUGAGCACAUUGGGCGAGUUCAACAAAGUUGUCCCGAAUGGGAUGGGCCCGUCGCCAGCGACCAACGAGAAGGCGUCUUCCGUCCAAAGCUUGAGAUGA
Symbiodinium pilosum is the source of this 1380-nucleotide messenger RNA. The record is from the annotation of a GenBank genome assembly. NCBI's taxonomy places the organism in Eukaryota, Dinophyceae, Suessiales, Symbiodiniaceae.